Salvia hispanica is the source of this 1345-nucleotide messenger RNA. Its product is annotated as FAD-binding protein. NCBI's taxonomy places the organism in Eukaryota, Viridiplantae, Streptophyta, Magnoliopsida, Lamiales, Lamiaceae. The record is from RefSeq and is a predicted model, not a curated record.
UUAGGGUGCGAGAGGUCCCGAGUUCAAUUCUCGGAAUGCCCCUUUUUUUUGUUUCUCUCUCUUGGGCUUUACUCUCCUCUCUCUCGUUUUACACCUUUGUCUCUAGGGUUUAUAUUGGGCUUUACUCUCCUCUCUCUCUAGAAUUGACAUUGCCAUAUUGGGAUUUCCUAAAAUUGUGAGGUUUUAUUUUACAAUCAGCGGCAGCUAUAUCGCAGCGGAGAAUUUACAAAGAAAUUAAAAUAUUUAAUUUGCAAAAACCUUCACUUUUGGGUAUCAUCUGAAUUGGGGGAUAUCAUCGUCUUGAUUUCGAGUACUUGUAUUGGUGGAGUGCAGAAUGGAAAAUGGAGAGCAUUUGCAGAGAGAAUCGAUGGAGGAAAUCGUUGCUAUAUAUUCAGAUUUCAUGAUGAGGAUCGCACAAUUUGAUGAACUAGUGCCCGUGGGUAGCCGGUUUCUUGUCAGCUUUCAGCAAGCUCUUGGGUUCUUAAGACGGCCUCCAAUUGAUACGACUUCUGCAUUGGUGGAGCGCAUUCUCAAUGCUCACAGAACGAGAAGGGUUCAGUCUUAUUUUCAAGCUGGAUGUGCCAACAAUCAUGACCGGGUACAAAAUGUGAGGAAGUUGCAUACAAGCCAUCUUGGACUUCAAGACUACAUAAGUAAAGCUAAAGUUGUUGUCGAUGAACUCAAAUCCUUUCUGGGAAAUGCAGCAACCGUCGUGCAAACUUCAAACGAUAACAAUAGAAAAGAUAGUAGUUUCAACUCAGAUUUAUGUAUUGCUGCAUCUGAGCAAACUGCAACCGAGAAAGAUGAAGAAGAUAUUAGUUUCUACUUGAAUUCAUUUAUUACUUCGACUGAGCAAGAUCAGGGAAGACCUGAUCUUGAAGACUAUGGUAGCAUGAUGGCUAUCAUAUACAGUAUGGUGAAACAAGACUACACAAUGCAGGACCAAAUAGUCUCCUCCCUCAACCUCAAGUCUCCACAAGAAGAACUGGAGACCUAUUGCCAGAUGUGGUCUCUGCGGCCGUUUGUAGAUGAUGACAUGGUGCGUAGAGCUUGGAAUCUCGUCCCCGGGCGCUGAUGAUUUCCUGCUCAUUAGUGUGGAGACUCUUCUUUUUGUGGAGAAAGUGAAGAUCUUCAUUUUCUUCCCUUGCUCCUCACUUUUAGUUUGGACUUGUAUGACUAUUUAGUAGAUUUAAAAGUAUUGUUUUGAAUGAAUUUAUGACAUACUCCAAUUUGAAACAUCAAUAGAAUUAGAAACUAUGAAAGAGACCUAAAUAUUUGGUUAAUAACGUGGAUUGUGUAUCCUAUUACUAUGAAUGGAAAUUGCCAAUGUUUUUGUAGUGUAUUA